GGUUUACCAAAACUUGGACGGAUCUUUUCGACAGUCCAUUUGAACAUUCCCACUUGUGUCGACUUCACAGUACGUUUUCACCAAUGAUUAUUGAAGCGAAAUAUGCUACGUUGUGGAUAGGCAAUACCCCAUGCACACAUAUGCACUAACUUUACGUAAAUAUGAGGUGUGUCAUAUAACUUUUCUUCCCUUUCAGUAAACCAUGCUCGGGUCAACUAGUUUCAUCCGCUCCUGCCGCACAUUUACAUGGUUCACUGCUUUGUCUCGCAAGUUUUCUACUGAGUGCCACACUACUCUCCCUAACCCUGAAAGUUCCUCUCUAAUCCAGGUUGCUAAGCACGUAUCAGCUCCAACAAUCUUGGGGCAUCACAUAGUGACGGAAGAAUGUCUUACUUCUUUAGCAGGAGAUAAGCCUUUCUACCAACUUCCUGUGCUUCAUGUCCUUGCGAAAAAGAACAACAUGUUCGUUACGUUAACAGAUUGCAACGGAAGGAUCCUCAUUAGAUCGAGCUGUGGAGCAGAAGGGUUCCGCAAUGCUCGCAAAAGGACCACAGUCGCUGCCCAAACUCUCGGCAUCUCCAUUGGUUUGAAAUCUGUAAAAUUGGGAGUCACUUCGGUACGAGUCAGACUCCAUGGAAUAGGCCCUAAUCGUUUGUCUGCUCUUUCAGGUGCUGCAAUGUCUGGAUUGCAGUUCGUUUCUCUGACCGAUGAUACGAAUGUGCACUAUGGACAUGGAAGAAGACCUCCAAAACCUAAGAGCAAGUAGACUUUCUUUCACUGAACUUGUCCGCCGAGUUAAUCGGCGUCUUUGUAACCAUUUUAUCACCCGAUCUGACACUAUCAAUGUGCAUUGACGUCGGUUCGAUUGAUGGUGAAACGUUUACUACCGAAUUCUCUCCAUCGGUAGCUAAACACAUUUGUACUAUACCUUGCACAUUGUCUCUUGUUACUCCUUUUUGCGAUAAAUUCACUAUUUCACCACUAUUUUGUUGUUUCUUCUGCUAUCCUAAAAGUUCUAUUUGAGUGAUGGGUACGAACUUAGGGUUUGAAUAUCGAUAUCCAUUCAUUUUUCUUUUCCUCUCUCGAGUGGCAGUAGC
Messenger RNA from Dicrocoelium dendriticum, 1097 nucleotides. NCBI's taxonomy places the organism in Eukaryota, Metazoa, Platyhelminthes, Trematoda, Plagiorchiida, Dicrocoeliidae. The record is from the annotation of a GenBank genome assembly.